UCUGGUGGUUCUUCACCCUCAUCAUCAUCUCGUCCUACACGGCCAACCUGGCGGCGUUCCUCACCGUGGAGCGGAUGGUGUCCCCCAUCGAGAGCUCGGAGGACCUGGCCAAGCAGACGGAGAUCGCCUACGGGACGCUGGACGGAGGCUCCACCAAGGAGUUCUUCAGGCGCUCAAAGAUUGCGGUUUUCGAGAAGAUGUGGUCCUACAUGCGGAGCGCGGACCCCUCGGUGUUCGUGAAGAACACCAACGAGGGCGUGAGCCGGGUCCGGAAGUCGAAGGGGAAGUACGCCUACCUGCUGGAGUCCUCCAUGAACGAGUACAUCGAGCAGAGGAAGCCCUGCGACACCAUGAAGGUGGGCGGGAACCUGGACUCCAAGGGCUACGGGGUGGCCACGCCCAAAGGAUCGCGCCUCAGAAACCCUGUUAACUUGGCAGUGUUAAAGCUCAACGAGCAGGGCCUGUUGGACAAAUUGAAAAACAGAUGGUGGUAUGACAAGGGCGAGUGCGGCGCCAGGGCAGGGGACUCCAAGGACAAGACGAGCGCGCUCAGUCUGAGCAACGUGGCCGGCGUGUUCUACAUCCUGAUUGGAGGGCUCGGCCUCGCCAUGCUGGUGGCGCUGGUCGAGUUCUGCUACAAGUCCCGCAUCGAGUCCCGGCGCAUGAAGGAACUCAUCGACGCCGCCGUGAGCAGCAGCCUCGGCGGGAUGGCGGGGGCUACGGGGGGGGAGGGGGGGCGGUGUCUGGAGGGGGAGGGGGGGGUGUUGUCUGGAGGGGGAGGGGGGGCGGUGUCUGGAGGGGGAGGGGGGGGAGAGAACGGACGCGUGGUGGCCCACGACUUCCCCAAAGCCGGAACCCAAGGGUUACCCUGCAUGAGCAAGUCUGGUCUGGGACUGUCCUCCACAGGCAUGUGAUCACAACGGAGGCUGCUGAUUGGACGGGACUGUCUAUCUGUCUGUCCCUCUGUCCCUCUGUUUGUCUCUCUGUCUGUCUGUCUGUCUGUCUGUCUGUCUGUCUGUCUGAGGAGAUGGAGGAGAUGGAGGACUGAGAAGAUGGAGGAUGAGGGACAAGAUGGAGGAUGAGGGAGAAGAUGGAGGAGAGAGAAGAUGGAGGAUGAGGGACAAGAUGGAGGACUGAGAAGAUGGAGGAUGAGGGAGAGGUUUGAGAAGAUGGAG
Messenger RNA from Etheostoma spectabile (orangethroat darter), 1175 nucleotides. Its product is annotated as glutamate receptor 1. Gene Ontology annotation, molecular function: ligand-gated monoatomic ion channel activity. NCBI's taxonomy places the organism in Eukaryota, Metazoa, Chordata, Actinopteri, Perciformes, Percidae. Gene Ontology annotation, cellular component: membrane. The record is from RefSeq and is a predicted model, not a curated record.